Molecule: messenger RNA, 885 nt
Organism: Drosophila nasuta
Lineage: Eukaryota; Metazoa; Arthropoda; Insecta; Diptera; Drosophilidae
Product: accessory gland protein Acp29AB-like
Exons: 2
Coding region: 81-785 (234 amino acids)
Source: RefSeq, a predicted model, not a curated record
UAGCGAGCGUAGCCGUCUUAUGAUAACUCGCUUGAGACUCGAUUGUAGUUGACCGAGAACCGCGUUCAAGUCGUCACAAGAUGAUAUUCCAUUUGGUAGGCAUCCUUAUUCUUGCUCUAUGGCAUUCCUUCGGUUAUUCGCAUAGAAUUGUGGUCGGAGCACCUGCACCAUGCGAUGCCUACUGCCUAAACGAGGUGAAACCCCUGCACAACACCAUUGCCACACUUAAUAAUCGUUUGAGCGAAUGCGAGACAAUGCUAUCGAUCAAUGCGAGUGCCAGACUGGAUAAAAUUGAUAAAGAGUUAAAGACACAGAAAUUCAGGGUGUCGGCUAAUACGCAACGCAUUUCGGGAAAUAGAAAGAAUUUGAGCGAUAAAGUGAAAUCAAUUGAAAAGCGUAAGAGGGAGUUGCGAAAACCCUUUGUGCAGAUUGGAUCUGGAUAUUAUUACAUUGAAGAUGGGAUUGUAAUAAGUUGGUUUGGAGCCGUCCGCUUAUGCCUUCGAUUCGGUGGCCAUUUGAUCACGCUAAAUAAUCAAGAGGAACUGGAUGCAAUCAUUCCGAAACUAACAAGGAACCGCUACUGGACUGACGUCAAUAAUCUGUCAGUUGAUGAUUUAGUAUCGAUCAACACUGGAUCGAGAGCUGAAUUUCUUAAGUGGGCAAAAGGACAACCAGACGGAGGAGCAAAAGAGGAAUGCGUGAGCAUCGUUUCACCAAAAUAUGAAAUGCAUGAUUACUCAUGCUGGACGAAAAAUUUUUUCAUAUGUGAGGCAUAUGAGGAAUAAAUGUGUUGAAAAUUGUUUCAUUUUGGAAAUGUAGAUAGUAAUAUAUUUAUAUCGCAAUCUUUCAAACAGUUUAUUAUAGUAACAUUGACGACCUUAAUUU